Caenorhabditis bovis is the source of this 1680-nucleotide messenger RNA. The record is from the annotation of a GenBank genome assembly. NCBI's taxonomy places the organism in Eukaryota, Metazoa, Nematoda, Chromadorea, Rhabditida, Rhabditidae.
AUGUCAGGUCUCAAAAAGCUUCGCAAACGAGCGGCAACUUCAAAAAAUGACGAAGAAGCGUUGAAAGAGGCGAAAAUCGAACAGGAUAAAUUCUCAAGCUUUUUCAACGUCGAUAUCGAUUCAGUGGCAAGCGCGAAAUUAAAAGAUAUCAAGGAGCGCACAAAAAAAUCGAAAAAGCUCGAAUUGCCUGGUUUGGGCAAUUCAGUGUUCUAUCAAGGUUUGCACCAAGUCUCGAUGCCAUCGUCGUCGUCGAGUGCGCUGGACGCCUCAAAAAUCGGCUGGAAUUCGUCGCUUUUCGACAAUUUGACGUCAAUUUUGGAGCUCGACGCGUCGCGUCGAACAUUUGUCGAGAUUAUCUCGAAUUAUCUCGAUUUUCAAGCGAUUUCCGACGAUCAAAACGGCUAUCGGGCGAUUUAUUGCGCUCACAUCGUCGCUCAUCUCAUUUCCAACAAGAAUCUCAUCAUCGGCAACAAGAAGAAGUUGGAGAUGGCGAACGCGGCGAGCGGCGCCAGCGAGCAAUUGAUCGAAUCGUGUCGAGACACCGGCUUCGUCCGACCCACCGUACUCAUUCUGUGUGCCUUUAAAAAAGACGCGUACGACAUUGUGCACAAAUUGAUUCGACUAAUCUAUGGUGAGGACGAAGGCGAUGUUUGGAACAAGAAUCGAUUCGAGGACGAGUAUAGUGGUCCGUCCGAGCCGCCGCCGAGUCGCGUCGAUUUUCCCAAAGACCAUCUGGAAUUGCUCGUCGGCAACAACGACGACGCAUUUCGCAUCGGCGUCGCGUUGUCGAAAAAAUCGCUCAAGCUUUUCGAGAAAUUUGAGAAAGCCGACAUUCUGUUGUGCUCGCCGUUGGGAUUGCGAAUGAUUCUGAACGGCGACGACGGCAAUGAGGCGCAUUUGCUGAGCAGCAUGAAUAUUGUGGUUGUCGAUAGGGCGGACUUGAUGCUUCAACAGAAUUGGGAAAAUGUGCAAUUGAUCUUCUCGCAACUCAACACGCAGCCGGCAAAAAUCGAUACCGACAUUUCGAGGCUUCUCGUGUUCGCGAGAUAUUCGCACGAGCUUUUCACGAGUCUCACAAUGCAGAACAGCGAGAAUCAUCGCGGAUUGGUGAUGUCGAAGCCGAAGCAGCAAGGCACUUUGAAAAACAUCGAAAUUCCACUAUGCCAAGAAAUCCACAAAUUCGAGGUGCGCGAUGUCGGCGAAUUGUCGGACAUUCGAUUCAAAUAUUUUGCAGAUAAGAUUAUUUCCACACUAGUGCCGCGAACGCUCAUCGUGAUUCCGUCGUAUUUCGAUUUUGUGCGCAUCCGAAAUCAUUUUAAACGCGCCGAUGAGAGUUUUGUGUCCUGCAACGAAUACGCGUCGCGCAGCAAAAUCGACAGAGCCCGCGAGAUGUUCUUCCAUCAGCGGAAAAGCUAUCUUCUUGUCACCGAGCGUUGGUAUUUCUUCAAUCGUCGCCAGCUAACGGGUGUUCAUCGCGUCGUAUUCUACCAGCUUCCAUCGCAUCCGCUGUUUUACUCGGAGUUUAUCAACAUGUCAGAGGCGGACACCAGUCAGCGAUUGCUCGCCGUCCUUCUGGUGUGCAAAUACGAUCGCAUCCGAAUGGAGAACACAUUUGGCACCGAAAUGACAGCGGCGAUAUUGAACAAUAAAAUGAGUGUGCAGGCGAUUGUCAGCGAAUAA